AUGGUGGCAAUUUCGCUCUACAGGGGGAAUCUGCACAGAGUUCCCGACGGUUCUCGCCGAUGGCUAAUGCCAAACCCUAAAAUUUCUCUCAAAGAUUUCAAGUCCCUUCUACUGCGUCGUUCCAAGUCCCUCUCUCGCCUUCGUACCAUCAUCACCACCUCCAAUCCGAACUCAAGCCGUAGCCCUAACCCUAGCCCUAACUCUCCCCCUAAAGCUCAAACUGAGGCUCCUGCUGUUGAUGGGUCUAUUCUUCCUGUUCAACCUGAAGCUAUAAAGGUCAGUGAGAAUGAAGAGGGGCCUUCACGGCAGGACAAAGAUCACAAAGAAUCUGAACUUGUUGGUCCUUCUUUCAAGAAACCGGAGGCGGGGACUGAUUCUUUUGUAGAUUCCAAGAUUAAAGUACCGGAGAAAGUUUUGGAAUCUGUCAAUGGUGGUGCGACUUCAACGAAAAAUCAGAUAGUGCUGAUCAGAGACAAAGGGGAUUUGUCAAGUGAGAAAGAGAAAAGGAGGCAGGAAGUUGAGGAUAAGUUACAAGUUCUGAAUGGGAAGAAACAUAAUUUGGUACUAGUGUUGAAACAGAUAUUAAAUGCAGAGGAAGAGUUGAAAAGACAAAGCAGUAUGCAAGGGACUGCUAUGCGCCCUUCCGUGACACUUCAAGCAGAUGGGACAAAUGAUACUGGAUCAAUAGGUAAACACGGUGCUCCAAGGAUCAGUUCAGAAGCAAACCUAGGUGAUGAUGUGGAAGGGGUUGCAGCUGAUGAUAUUCCAAAUCAUAAUAUCCCUUCUCGCCACAUGCUUCGUACGAGUAGCAUGUCACCUUCUUCAGAGUCACCUCUUAGGAGGACUCCUACUGUUCAACAAAAUGCGGUUCCACAUCCAUCUCGGGCAGGCUUGGGUACUACGGCUAGUCCAUCCCGCUUUGCACUGUCAGGACAUCAAACGAAUCCCGUGAACCCACCUUCAGUAUCUGCAUCAGGAGCAAGUUACAUUGCAUCAUCCCCUUCUCCAGCAGCAUCUGGUGGCACUUCCGUUUUCAGAGAUGCUCGGCAGACAAGCCCCUGGAACUAGGACUUUGGUUUGAAACUUGGAGACCUUAUUUCUGUAUCCUCAUGGUGUGUAAUCAGCAUUUCCCUACGGGGGAAAUGGGGGAGAGGGGAGGGGAGAGAAAAUUUUCAUGAACUUGAUUUGAAAAAUUGAAGAAGUGGGGUUAUAAAAUUUUAAUUAAAAAAAUAAAAUAAAAGAGUAAUAAAAAUUAAUCAAAAGCUUUUAACCCCAUUUAUUCAACUUUUCAUAUUAAGUUCAUCAAAAUUUUUCCUCUCUUCCAUUUUUCUUGUACCAAACCAGCCAUAAGUCUAGCCAUACCUGUGUCUUAGAAGUGAGAAUCCUCUGCAUUAUUUAGCUUCCCCACUUCUUCUCAUGGGACUGUAAAAAAUACAAGAUCAAUCCAAUACUUGUUAAAAGUCGCUGUAUCAUGCCGUUUCACCUAUGAACUCAUGUCAAAUUAGAUGUUGGCAUGUUGUAGACCUAUGUUGUACAUUACUAUGGAAAAUAGGAAGAUGUAUCUUGGCGUUGGCCUCUUUCCAGUAUGA
Molecule: messenger RNA, 1589 nt
Organism: Neltuma alba
Lineage: Eukaryota; Viridiplantae; Streptophyta; Magnoliopsida; Fabales; Fabaceae
Exons: 4
Coding region: 1-1068 (355 amino acids)
Cellular component (GO): chloroplast
Source: RefSeq, a predicted model, not a curated record